This is a messenger RNA of Ostreobium quekettii, 1785 nucleotides long. The record is from the annotation of a GenBank genome assembly. NCBI's taxonomy places the organism in Eukaryota, Viridiplantae, Chlorophyta, Ulvophyceae, Bryopsidales, Ostreobiaceae.
AUGUCGCUGGUGCAGCAUCCCGUGGGGGCGGCCGGCGUCCAGCGGGGCCUGUGGGCUGCGCCGUCGCGCCGCGGAGCGUGGCGAGUCGCAAAGGUGGACAGGGGAUCGGCUGCCGGCCUGCUUGGAGGCGGCGGGGGAUCGCGCCUGGGUGGCCGCCUGCUGGGAGGGGGGCUGCGAUCGAUGUGGCUGGUGGCGCGGAAGGGGGGUAGGAGCGCGGUCAGGUUGCGUAGCUGCACCAAGAUGUGUGGAAUCAUUGGGAUCUUCAAGCAUUAUGGCAACGUCAAUGUGGAGCUGUACGAAGGCCUCUUGAUGCUGCAGCAUCGUGGGCAAGACUCUGCGGGCAUGGUUACCACUGACUGGGGAAAGUUCAAAGAGCACAAGGGGAAUGGCCUGGUCAAGGAUGUCUUUGAAUCCAAGAAAAUCAUCAAGAAGCUGAAGGGUUCAUGUGGGAUCGGACAUGUUCGGUAUCCCACCGCAGGGGCAUCCACAGACCAAGAGGCACAGCCCUUCUUUGUGAACUCACCGUUUGGCAUUUCGCUCAUCCACAAUGGCAACUUGACGAACACGAAGGAACUCGGCCGCAUGUUGCAGAGCUCCAACUCCUUUUUCCACAGGCACCUCAGGACUGACUCAGACUCGGAGCUGUUGCUGAACGUGUUCGCUGACGAGAUCCACAGGGCACAUCAAACCAGAGUUCAGGGUGGCCUCAACGGUGCUGCCAUGACAGAAUGCGACCUCAUUUUCGACGCAGGGGCAUCGCUCAUGAAGAUUGUCCAUGGGGCAUAUGCUUGCAUAAGUCUGGUGAUGGGCAUUGGGAUGGUAGCAUUUCGAGAUCCCUAUGGCAUAAGGCCUUUGGUCCUCGGCCAUCGGUCUUCUGCCCUGGGUGACGAGUGGUGUGUCGCAUCAGAGGACUGCGCUUUUGGGCCCAUCGGCUUCACACGCGUGCGGGACCUGCGCCCUGGGGAGAUGUUCAUCAUCAAGCCCGAUGGCUCCUUUGAGAGCCGACAGUGUGCUGCUGGGAAGCUGUGCCCCUGCAUAUUUGAGUACAUAUACCUGUCAAGGCCAGACUCGGUGCUGAACGACAUCCCUGUGUACAACUACCAACUGGCGCUGGGAAAGCGCCUGGCUGACAGAAUCAAGGCAACUGGGUGGGACAUCGAUGUGGUUGUCCCUGUGCCUGAUGGAUCACGGCCAGCUGCCAUCCAAGUCUCAGCGGAGCUGGGGCUGCCUUACCGCGAGGGCCUUGUGAAGAACAGGUAUGUGGGUCGGACGUUCAUCAUGCCAGACCAGCAGCAACGUGAGGUGUCUGUGCGGCGAAAGUUGAAUGCCAUGCCUGCGGUGUUCAAGGACAAGAAGGUGCUCCUCAUAGACGACUCCAUCGUCCGGGGCACAACGAUGAGUCAGAUUGUGGAAAUGGUGAGGAGCGCUGGAGCAGCCAAGGUGUACCUCGCGAGUGCUUCUCCACCUGUGAAGUUUCCCAACGUGUACGGCGUGGACAUGCCCUCCAGAAUGGAAUUCGUGGCCAAUGGCCUGUCGGUCCCAGAGGUCCAGCAAGUGCUCGGCGCUGAUGGCCUCAUCUACCAGGAGGUCGAAGAUCUGGUGGAGGCUGGACAGGCGUUGAACCCCACAAUUGAGGAGUUCGACGCAUCAUGCUUCACAGGGAGGUACGUCACGGGGAAUAUUGAUGAGCAGUACCUGAAGGAGCUGGAGACAACGGGGAGGGGCGCCAAGCGAACGCGCCAUGGCAGCGAACGGGCGACUGAGGCGCCAGCUGCAGCUCGAUAG